Molecule: messenger RNA, 2256 nt
Organism: Uranotaenia lowii
Lineage: Eukaryota; Metazoa; Arthropoda; Insecta; Diptera; Culicidae
Product: TGF-beta-activated kinase 1 and MAP3K7-binding protein 1-like
Exons: 4
Coding region: 108-1589 (493 amino acids)
Biological process (GO): protein dephosphorylation
Molecular function (GO): protein serine/threonine phosphatase activity
Source: RefSeq, a predicted model, not a curated record
CAGAGGCGACACUAGUCGUCACACAGCGAUUAUUUUGCUCUGGUUAUUCCGGUUAUUCGUAUCAUAAGUUUUGGCAUAAUCGCAUCAAAACAGCUGAUCGGAUCGGAAUGCGAGCCGGAAUCGAUUCGGUGGACACGGCACCCGGCGCCGGAAAAACCCGCCCGUGGACCGACGAUCUCAAGAUUUGCCCGUCGACCGGGGUCGGGGAAGCCACCAACCAGGCCUAUCGUGAAGAUGGCAGUCGCUUUGAGGCGUACAAGUCGAGAGACAAAAAGUGCCUUUGCAUAGUUGAUGAUACCCUCCUGUACGCAAUCUACUCGGGCCACAAUGGCGUGCGGGUGUCCGAUUUUGCACUGCAAAAGAUGGCAGCCGAUCUGCUGCUCGGACAACUCAACGGCCGCACCACCGAUGAAGCCGUCAAGGAUGUCAUCCGGCAGGCGUUUCACUCGGUCGAGAAAGGCUAUUUCGAUUCCAUCGAUACAGAUGUGGCCACCAAGACGGCCCUGCAGCUGCAGCUGUCCGCCGACGGUUUGAGCCAGUACCAGAUAUCGCAGGAGUUUGGCAAUGUGCUGGAAAAGUUGGGUAAAAUCAACGUGGAGCUAUCGGUUGGAAGUAGUGCUGUAUUGGCAUUGAUCUACCAGUCGAAACUGUACAUCGGAAACAUAGGGAAUUGUCGGGCACUGCUGUGUAAGACUGACGAGUUCGAAACUCUGACCGUAACUCAGCUAAGUGUCGAUCACAAUCUGUACAACGAAGAGGAAGUCCUGCGUUUGUAUCGGCUGGGUAUUGAAGCGCAAAACUUCGAGAACUGUCCGCUUUACAGUACCCGGUGCAUCGGAAACUAUCUCGGAAAAACUGGAUACAAAGAUUGUGAUUUUUUGUCGGUUGCAUGCUCCGAACCGGUUAUCUUCCAACCGGAAAUCGUAGGAUCUAUCCCGAUUACCGGUUCUUGCAAGUUUUUGGUGCUCAUGUCCAGUGGACUUUGCCGAGCGAUCCACGAUCUGUACCCGGGCGAUACCAGCAAAGGCAAUCGUAUCCUUAUCCAGAUGAUUGCUGAAGAGUUCCAGACACAAUCGACGCUAGCCGGUGUUGCUCAAUCCGUAGUGCACCGGAUUGUGCAGCUGCAUCACGACGCAUUUAUGCAACAGGUAGCAGAAGAGGGAGGAACGCCGGCCAACAGACAGAAACAGAUGACAUUCCGCAACAGGGACGACAUCACACUGCUGAUCCGUAACUUCAACUACCCGCUACCUAAUGCGUUCAACAAUCGCAAAAACAGCAGCCGUUCGCAAUCCUCCGGUACCGUUGCAUCAUCCCCUACUUCCCCGUCAUCGACUGCCACUGGUUCGGAUGCUACCCCAACGAAUACCCACAGUUACCAGCACAGCUACGCCGGAACGGACACGGAACUGUCCGGCUUGGGGACCAACGUUUCGGUGAGCAGCUCUGAGAGACAUGAUCACGAUCAUGCCGCACCCGAACAACAGGAACGGAAGGUCAAACCCUAUGUGGACUUUUCGGAUUACCACCGUCGGGUGGCAGAGGCCCGGAAACUGAACAAACUACCACCGGGAAUCGAUUUUGACUAGCUGUGUCGCUAGUUGUUACCAAACCACCCGAAGAAAGAACAAGUGCCUUAACAUAUUGAGGAUUUGGGAUGAAUAAACCCAUUGGGCUUAAAAUCCUGGAAAAAAAUUAGAUCCCAAAAAAAGCAAUAAUUAGGUGCCCAAAAAGGGGCGAUUUUGAAUUUGACAUGAUGCCCUAUCUCGGCAACUUGUGGUACAAAUUUUACAAAUGAGGUAUCUUUGGGCAAAUCAAAGUGCGAACUGUCAAAUUUAUUAAUAUUGAGAGUUUUAUUAAUUUUUUUUAUGGUAAAAAAAAUCAAUGAAAUCCAUAAAAAUAGACACCCUUCCCGAGAAACUCAAGGACACCCAAUUUGCAACAAUUUGAAGUGCCUACGAGAACUUAGUUGAGGCGUUCAGACCUUUCCCCCGGCGUUAGUACUUUUUCUUUUUCUAAACUGCACAGAAAGCGUCAAACGGAUUAUUACGGAGAACGUGUUUAUUAAAACAACUACCUAAUGUUUGUGUCUAGAAUAAUUUCCUAUAGCUAUAUUUGUAACAUGUUUUACUAAUAUCAUCAUUUUUUCAGAGCUACCGACACGUGGUUACGCAACGGUGUAGCUUUUAUAAAUAUCAUAUCAUUGGGGUUUACAAGCGAAUAUAAGCAAUAUUUAUGAUAGACCACCUUUCAAAA